Messenger RNA from Alexandromys fortis (reed vole), 1447 nucleotides. RefSeq names its product actin-related protein 2/3 complex subunit 1B-like. Gene Ontology annotation, cellular component: actin cytoskeleton; Arp2/3 protein complex. Gene Ontology annotation, molecular function: actin filament binding. Bases 64 to 1182 code for a protein of 372 amino acids. The transcript has a single exon. The record is from RefSeq and is a predicted model, not a curated record. Lineage: Eukaryota; Metazoa; Chordata; Mammalia; Rodentia; Cricetidae. Gene Ontology annotation, biological process: Arp2/3 complex-mediated actin nucleation.
GCCGGUUCGGCGCGUCGACUGUCCAGAGUCCGCGGCCGGGGCGCCCCGAGGAGACAAGUGACUAUGGCCUACCACAGCUUCCUGGUGGAGCCCAUCAGCUGCCAUGCCUGGAACAAGGACCGUACACAGAUCGCCAUCUGCCCCAACAACCAUGAGGUACACAUCUAUGAGAAGAGUGGUGCCAAGUGGAACAAGGUUCACGAGCUUAAGGAGCACAACGGGCAGGUGACAGGUAUCGACUGGGCCCCUGAGAGUAACCGCAUUGUGACCUGUGGCACAGACCGCAAUGCCUAUGUGUGGACACUGAAGGGCCGCACAUGGAAACCCACACUGGUCAUCCUGCGGAUCAACCGAGCUGCCCGCUGUGUGCGCUGGGCCCCCAAUGAGAACAAGUUCGCGGUGGGCAGUGGCUCCCGUGUCAUCUCCAUCUGUUACUUUGAGCAGGAGAAUGACUGGUGGGUGUGCAAGCACAUCAAAAAACCCAUCCACUCCACCGUCCUCAGCCUUGACUGGCACCCCAACAACGUGCUCCUGGCUGCCGGCUCCUGUAACUUCAAAUGCAGGAUCUUCUCUGCCUAUAUCAAGGAGGUAGAGGAGCGGCCAGCCCCGACACCAUGGGGCUCUAAGAUGCCCUUUGGGGAGCUGAUGUUUGAGUCGAGCAGCAGUUGUGGCUGGGUGCAUGGCGUCUGCUUCUCGGCCAAUGGGAGCCGUGUGGCUUGGGUCAGCCAUGACAGCACUGUGUGUCUGGCAGACGCUGACAAGAAGAUGGCUGUUGCAACCCUGGCCUCGGAAACCUUGCCACUCCUGGCCAUCACCUUCAUCACAGAAAAUAGUCUAGUGGCAGCGGGCCACGACUGCUUUCCUGUGCUGUUUACCUAUGACAGUGCUGCGGGGACAUUGAGCUUUGGUGGUCGGCUGGACGUGCCCAAGCAGAGCUCCCAGCGUGGCCUGACAGCCCGUGAACGCUUCCAGAACCUGGACAAGAAGGCCAGCUCUGAGGGUGGUGCAGCCACGGGCGCUGGCCUAGACUCACUGCACAAGAACAGUGUCAGUCAAAUCUCAGUGCUCAGUGGAGGCAAGGCCAAGUGCUCGCAGUUCUGCACCACAGGCAUGGAUGGUGGCAUGAGCAUCUGGGAUGUGAAGAGCUUGGAGUCAGCCUUGAAGGACCUGAAGAUCAAAUGAGCGGUGGAGUGCCACCCUCAACCCAGCUGCUGGGAAAGAAGGAAAGGGGCUGGGGAGGCUAAGGGUUGCUUUGCUGAAUGCUUCUAGGGUGCCAGUAUGGGGCUGCUCCCCAAGAAGGGAGAAAACAGGUAGGAACUUUCCUACCUAUUUAAGGAACAUGUUAAAGAAAUGCUUUUACCUGUUGCUUAAAAAAGAAAAAAGCCCCUAAGCACAAUGCUGGUCAUGAAUCGCUUCAGAAUAUGGGGUAAUAAACACACCAACUGUG